This is a messenger RNA of Cyanidioschyzon merolae strain 10D, 3651 nucleotides long. RefSeq lists its product as hypothetical. Lineage: Eukaryota; Rhodophyta; Bangiophyceae; Cyanidiales; Cyanidiaceae. The record is from RefSeq and is a predicted model, not a curated record. The transcript has a single exon. Bases 1 to 3651 code for a protein of 1216 amino acids.
AUGAACCAAGACGAACGUGCUCGGAAACCAGCAAAUUGUCGGCAAAAAGCACGGCUGCUGCUUUCUACGGAGCAACCUGGAAACGCAGCGUUCAUCCGAACGCUUCUCGAGCUGGCUUCUCAUUUACAGCGAGUUCGGUCGCAAACUUCAUUUUCGGAUGUCCGCGAAAGUCUUGUGCACACCACAGAGGUGCUGCAGAGGGUUCAAAUUGAUUCGCAGUGCCUAGGGCGGAGCACAGAAGUCUGUGUUUCUGUGCUCUCGGCACUCUUCUUUUCCGUUGCUGUUGUACUAGAGCGACUUGUUGACUCCAGAACGGCCCUAGCCGACACGCUGAUCCGAACUUUGAGCACAGCGUUUUCGGUUCAGAGCGCGCCUCUGGAUGAGCAAGUUGUUGACGCUUCCGUUCCACAGCUGGAGGCAGCACUUUGGCGACGUUUCGAGAGUCUUCCUCUUAAUAUGGUUUCCGGGUCUUCGCCUCAGGUAUGGAAGCACACAACGGGCACUUGUUCGCAAGUUUUCACAGAGCCCGCGCAGGUUGCACUCCGUUGUGUAGCCAGCUGGGCUCGCGCUCGGACUGACCAAACGCGCGGGAUCGAAGCGCCCGUGGCUCGCGAGCCGUCAACCCAGGAACUGUCGCUCGAGUCAGGCAUGUUCGGCAAUGGAAGCUCGACAUUCAAUGAGAAUCUGAAGAGCUUAUCAUCCAGGAAGGUGACGCUCGAAACAGGCAGGCUCGAUCAUGAAAACUUUGCGCUCGAUGACGAUUUGAGCAGCCCGCUUGCAAGCCAGAUUCACUCUCAUGUAGGGGAUGCUUCCGGUGAACCAAAGCGUCUGGCGCAGCUGGACCUGCCAGAGCAGCAUGAUAAUGCGGGAGGCGUGCUCAUACCGGAUACUGUAGUUCGAACGCGGAAUCCAUCUCCUCCCAACAAUGACUCGAUGCAACAUGCCUCUGAUUCCAAUGGACAGAGCAGCCAUGUAGACCGCCUCUGGGCCGUUGCUCACGACAAUCAACGCAAACUAGAGCCGAAGCAGAAUGCCUGCCCAGUUAUACGAGAAGCGGCGGAGGCGAAUGCUGCUUUCAAGGAAGCGACGUGCCUCAAGGGUGGUCCUCGUGCGCAGCGCAGGCUCACGGCCGGCUGCAGACAUUGUUUUCCGUGUGCAGUUCUAUCCGAGGCUUUGAAGCGUGCAGGCCGCGGUGCCAUCUCUUGUAUUCUCUUGUUCCUUUUGGAGCUGUCUCGUUCCAGAGCACAAUGGCAGCAGCGAAGCAGCGCCAUUCGCCUCUUGCACAGAUUUAUUGCAUUCUUGCCUCAAGACGAGUUGCGCCAAUGCUUACCUGGUAUCAGUUCGGGUUUGUGCUCGGUCAUUGCAGGCGAUGCCCAAACAAGAGCGCUGGUUAUUGCAGAGGCUGCUACAUGCUUUGGGACCCUGUUCGCACGUGCACUGGAACCUUCUCUAGGAACAGAGGUAACUGGAUCGAUGACGGCGCCAGCGUCAGUCACCAGCGGAUGCAACUGGCAACAAACCAAGUCCGCAGUGGGCAUCGUCUCUCCCGAGCACGCUUCCCCGGUGCCUUCCAAAGCGGACACAAAGCACUGGAUUCACGCUGUAGCUCCAAAAUUGCAAGCGCUUCUCAAUCGGAUUCUCGUCGAAAACUGCAAUGCGUUCUCCCUGCACCAUCAUCCGUCGGCGUUGGUGCAGGCGGCUGGUGUGUAUCUUUGCACUGUAGUGCUCGAAUCCAUUCGGAUGCAGGAUGCGUUUGCAGAUGACGUGCCAAUGCUGUUUGCAAACCUGGCGCUAUAUCUCACGAGCGAACAUCACCAGGUUGCUGUGCUCGCUGCCCGUGCACUGCGAUUUAUCGAAGCGCUCUAUGAUAGCGUAUUAGCGGAAAGAGCGCUAGACGGGAUCGGCGAGGAUUUGGGGGAAUUCUCCGACGACCCGGAGCGUCCUUGGCAUCGCAGGCGAAUGAGGUGCGCUGCUGGCCUUCUCGUGUACCUGGGACAGUGUCAAAGAGCGUCUGCGCUGCCGCGCCUUGUUCAGUAUCUCUACGAGCGCAGGAAUAUCCUCGAUCUUCUGCUAGCUAUUCAUGACAGUGAUGCACGUGCGGGCCCUGCUAGCCCAGGGGUUUGGAUCCUGGAAGCCGCUAGCGAGGGCGCUCCGCCAAACGCUCGCCUCUUCCCUGGGGAACGCUGUGAUCUGGUUCAGUUGCUGGGCUAUGCGGGAGCCAUGGACCCGCUUCUGGACCCUAUGCUCGGCCGUCUUGAUAGUCGGAAAAGCGAUGCCCAAGCCCAGCAUUUACAAAGUCUGCUGUCGUUCGCUAACAACCUAUUACAGGGGUCGCUUUCCCGAGAGCAUCCGGACGCAAGCCAGGCUGUGUCCAAUCGAUCGAAUGGCGACGACCUUCUCUCUGUCUAUCUGGAAAUCGGCGAGGAAUCUCGACACGAUCCCGCGACUCUCAUCCAGAUCCUUCGGGGCAUACGGGUAUAUGCUGCUUGGGCAGCGCGAGACGUUGUGGAUUUCCGGCGUCGCUGUUUGCACAAGUAUAUGGCUUUUGUAGCCUCAGUCAGUUUGCCCGUUGCAACCUCAGCUAGCCAAAUGACUGCCCCUGUAGAAGAUAAGAUCCCUCGGAAUGCGUCGCUUGCCGCAGAUUCUGAACUCGAACCUGGUUCCGGCAGUGCUGCUGACACGAAUGCCCUGGCGACGGCGGCAUCACAAACGUUGCAGGUUCUUGCAACUGCCGCCGGCUUCGCCAGCGUCGAGUCUCUGGUUCGGGCGCAGUUGAGUUUCCUCAUUCGAGUUGUAUCAACUGAAUCGGCGAGACGGUUUUUCUUUUCGAUCGCGGGGCCAGAGUCUCUCGUACUUGUCUCGGAUGAGCUGGUGGAUAUCGGUCGCGGCAUCGCGUUUCUGUCUGAGGAGCGUGCAUUGCGUAACCUGGAACUGCUGGACACGGUUUGCGCAGUGCUCGGUCGACACCCAUGCUUGCGGAGCGACAGCGAGCACCGCGCCGAUGCAGAUGACGUCGAAGAGGAUCCCUCGUUGCUCCGUCUCGCACAGGUCGUCGAAAGUGUCGGGAGCGCUGCACUCGCUGCCACUGAGAGGCAGAGCCCAGAGCUCCGCCGCGCCGCCUUGCAGCUCCUGCACGGCUUGUUAGAGAGCCUCGCGUCGAACCAGAGGUUGCUCCUGCCCAUGGUAGCCAGGGUUCUCGAUCACGUGCCGCGCUGCAUGCUCCAAACUCGUGCGGAUGUGCGCAUAGCUGCAUGUGAUGUGAUCGAGCUCGCGUUCAUUCUCGUGCCGUGGUUCGCAAGCAGUCGCACUGAUAAGAUCUGGGCUACGAUGUCGCGCUUGCUUCCUCAGCCGCUUCGCACAAACGCCCGUCGGAGAGAAUCCCCGGGAACUGCCCGCGAGCAUGAGCCACUUCAACUGGUCCGCGGCAUCACCUGGGCGACGAUUACGCGUGUGCUGCAGUGUCUAUGCAAGAUCCCGGUGAACUCGUUGCGGAAACAUGAGCAAGCAAUUCGGGCUCAGUGUUCAGCGAUACAGCGCUUCACCAGCCGGAGCAUCUCCGUACAAGCUCAAUCGGAUUUCGCUCUGGCUCUCUCGGCCGCACAGCAACUGGUGUCUAUUCUUGCCGCGCAGUAUCCUGAGGCCGAGGCUUAA